CAGAAGAUAGGCGACACUUUGUUGAAUGCUACGAAGGGAGUACGAUCGAAGUGCGACUUUUAUACUGCACGGUGAGCACGAACAACACGUGACUUAGACAGUGACUAUUAACUAUUAAAACUGUAAUAUUAAGAGCGGUUAGUUUAUUUUAAUAUGAGUGACACGAAGGAUCGGAUAAAAUUGGUGAGAUUGUAAAGUAAAUGCGCUGGUGAAUUGUAAAUUUGUAUUUUCGAUGAAGAGUUCAUUACAUUCCACAUUAUAUAAACAAAGAGUGCUCUGUAACACAAGUUGACAUCAUCGUCUCUUAUCGCUACGUGAUUUUUUUAUGAGAAAGAAACUUGGCUUUAAAUAUAUCACUGACAUCGUUGAGUCAUAAAAGGAAGAAGAAGAAAAAGCACUGACAUCUCGGAGGAUUACUUGGAUUAACUGUGUUUGAUCGAUUGAAAAAUUUAAAGUUCUUAAAAUGGAUAGUUCAGACGAGGAAUUAUUUGAAGCAAUACCGAGUACUUCAACAUCAAAUUCAAGUUCAGAAUGGACAGUGGAGAUGAAUAACAUAUCAAUGCAAGGUUUACUUAAAAAGGAUAGAUCUUCCAACAAUGUUCUAAUGAAAAAUAUUUCGAUAAAACUUACACGCUUAUCUAGUGUACAAUUGAUGACAAAACGACAGAAACUGUCUGAAUCUAAACCUAGAAUUAGGCGAUUUAGAAAGUGGAAAUUUGGAAAUUGUACCAAAAGGAGUAACAAAUUAGCUCGAGCUAAAUUUCUAACUAAAAACGCCAAAGAGACAGAAUUUAUUGCUAAAACUACACUGGAAUCUUUAAAGAAUAAAGUAAGUGAUGCAAACUUGUGUAAAGAGGCAGACAAUGGAACAGAGCAAUUACAUACUGGUGCUUCAGAGAAUGCGCAAGAUAUACAAAACGAUAACAGUCUUAUUUUGCCGACGCAUGAAGUGCAGAACGAAGAAGAAAAGCUAUGUAAUAGCGGAACUAGUGAAAUAACUACUGAAGCAGAAGGGUGCGCGCGUGUUUUACCUUACAAGUUUCAUCAAAGAUGGAAGGAAAUCUUUAAUGCAAUAGAUACACCAACACAUUCUGAUAGUUCUUUCUCGACUAGUGAAACUGUGGAGCAAGAUACAUGUGAUAAAUCCUAUACGACUGAACAGCUGAGAAGAAAUCCGUUUGUUAAAAAAUCGAAACCGACGCACAUAAAUAGUUCUCCAGAAAACCAGUUAGAAAUAAAAAGGAAAAUGUCUGUAUCUGACAAUGAUUUGCCCAUAAGAAAAAGAAGAUGUCGAAAAAUAUCAUCGAGUAGUAGCAGUACUAAUAGUACUAGUAAAAUUACAGCUUCAAGCAAUGUAGCAAUGGAUAAAGAUGACAAUUCGAUUAAAUUUCGUUCAUUUCAUGAAAACGUGGAUCAAGAAAUAUCACGAUCAAACAUACAAGUCACUAGCAAAUUGCAAGUGAGUUUAAUUAGAUUGGAAGAAAUGAAUGAUCCUGAUGUCAUUAAAUGGCAAAAAAGUAGAACGCAAAUGUCCUUAGAAGUGAUAUCUGAAGAGCAAACUGGAACAGAACCAUCACCAGAUAAACAGGAAGCAGUAAUCAUUGAAGAAGUAUCAACACCUAGAAAGAAGUUACGUUAUAAAGAACCUUUAAAUACUAAAGGUGAUAUGACUACUAGACGUCGUUCUUUUAUGAAUAGUCUCCAACGGAAUGAGUUGAUAUUGAAAGAAGAACAAUGGAUCAAAUUACUUUUUCCAGAGAGUAGAAUGUUGAAAAGAACAAACGUUUGCGAAAAUCCAUUAGAAUUAUUAGCGACAUCCAGCAGUAAUAGUGCUAAACAAUUUGACAAAUUAAACAAUUUGUUGGACACACCGACGUUAAACAAGAAAUAUAAACUGUUCAAAAAGCCUAAAGUUUUAUUGAUAAAAUUAGAGUGUUUGAAGUACUCUUCCAACGAUGAUAAAUAUUCAGCAACUGAGAUUGAUUAUUUAACACAAAAGUACGUAAACAGCGUGAUAAACUCCACUUGUUCAGCUGUUGCUGAAACAAAAGAUACUAAUAUAAAUUCUAGUACGUCCAGCGAACAAAAUAGAAACAAAAGCUAUGAAUUGGUCACAGAAGAAAAUUUAACAAGAGGCAUUGAAGUUUCAGAAAAUAACAGCGAUAAAAACGCACCAUUUAAAAUGCAUUGUAACGCAGAAGCGUUGACGUCUUCACCUCGAAAUAAAUCAGCGGAAACGUUGAAGGACAAGUCACAGCAGACGUUACUACAAAUUUGGCAAAACGCUUUUGGUGCAAUGAACAACCCGCGAGCAGCAACUGCCAAGCAAUCAGCUUCUACGCAGUCAUUGUCGGUAACACCAUCAAUCUUGCAAAAUUUACCAAAAAAGUCGCCAAAGAAGUCGACAGAUACGAGACGAGAUAAAGGUAUUUUCAGUUCUUUUACUUCCAUGUCUACGUCUUCCCAAAGCCAAAAAGCGCCAGUUACUUCACCGAAAAAACACACGGAAACGGAAGUGAUGUCGACAAGAUGCAACGAGACAUCCAAAAACGUGGUUUCCGAUUAUGCAAAUCUUCCAAAUAAUACAAGCGUUACAACAAUAGUCUCUGAAAAUAAUGUUCCUCAAUCCGGUGAUAAAGUUGUUUCUAAAAGUCCGUGUAAAGAUGCAACAGACAAAGUUACCGUUUCCAAUUCUUCCUCGAGUCCAUCCAACCCUGAAAAAUCAAGAAACUUUGAAUUUUACGUUGAGCAUGACGCAUCAGAUAGAGCACCGUCGAAAAUGCCUGAGAAGAGCAAUCACAAAACAUCAGUCAAUGAUAAGACAUCCGUAAAAUCGAACAUUUUAGAAGAGCAAAAUAAUCAGUUACCAUGCAAGAAAGUGAAGCCAUACAAACAAUACAAAUGCGUCAUAUGUACUACGCCGUUUGAGAACUAUAAAUUGUUGCUGCAACACAUGGCGAAUAGUUCAUGUAAAGCAUCCACUGCGGAUUUCGCAGAUAAAAUUCACAGUUCGGAGAGCCCAAUAUCGAUGUCACAACAGUGUUCUGCCGUUAACAAGGAAAGCGAUUCGCUGGAAGCUGAUCGAUCUGUCAGUGACUCCCUUAUAAGUGAUGAGACAACUUCUUCAUCCUCCUUGACGGUAAACAGUGAUUCGCUAUGCAGGAAGUUGUGGACGCCGCAGUCAAAAGCCGAGUCCAGACUAUUGACGAAGUCACAGUCAGCAGAUUCCCAAAUUCGAGUGGAAGCUUCUACAUUCAAAAAUUUCGAGAAGUACUAUAAACAAUUGAAUAUUACCGAAAUAAUAUGCAAAGUUUGCUCACAAAUCUUCAAAUCUUACUCGCUGCUGACUCACCAUGCACUUAGUCGCCAUACGACUAGAGAGCUUGAGAAUGCAUACGUGUUGCCCAAGAGUAAAAAUAGUUUUAUACAGGAUCAGGAGACCAGUAAUAGUAACGAUCAAGUCUCGAGAGAUACGAUUAAAAACUCGACAGAGGUAAAAGAAACUGCGGAGGAACAUAUUGACCUGAUUGGGAAUAAUACCAUCGAGCAGGCAGAAACACCGCUAGAGAACGAAUCAAACACCGAGGGCGGUGCAGUUUCUGCUCUGCCAGUGUCGGAACGUGAUGCGAUUGAGAGAAGAAAUAAUCCGCAGAACUUAUCGGAGAUGAAGUGUACAGGAGAAAAUGCAGAAAUACCAUCAGCAGAGAGCAACGAAACGAUUAAAACGAUCCAAUGUGCGGAGAAGAAUAAAGUUCUUGAGCCUGCGGUCUUCUCUGAGAAUCCGAAUGUGUCUCAGUCGCGUAUUUCUAUCUGCAAGUGCCACGACAUCAAGGCGGCCGAUGGAGAUAACAUAUACAUCGAGAUAGUAGUGUUAUGCGAACUUUGCCAGACAAUAUACCGUCGCUUCGAGUGCUUCGAGGCCCAUUUUCAACGCUACACGAAAGACUCUAUCUGUGUUAAAGACCGAAAACGCGGCAGGCCAGUCAAAUUGCUCUGUCAUGCCUGUCACAAGAUACUCGACAGUAUUCAAGAUAUAUUGUAUCACCUAAAAUCGCAUGUCCGGCCGAAGUGCAAGGUCGUAGCAGGUUUCCGCUGUAACAUAUGUAAAGUGAUCUUCUAUGGAUUUGGAAAUAUGUUCAAGAAUCACUAUCACCAGCACGUGAAGAACCGGUAUUUCCUGGCCAGCCGUUUAACGUUUCCGCAGUUUUCCUUCAUUGGUACGACAUUUACCAAAAUGCCGAGCAUACAUAAUGAAAAUUUGCUGGAGGUUUACAUGCAAAUAGCUGACUACUUAUGCCGAGUAUGUAAGAAAGUCUUUCCCACAGAGGAGGCUAUAAAGUUGCACAAGACAGUUUGCCAAAACAGCAAGGCUGUUGCUGCUGUGACCGCAGGCACAGAUGACGUUGGAUCCUUACAUAAUACAGCGUCUGGAAAAUCUUCGUCGUCCACGUUCGAAAAUGUGCAGAUUUUCCAGAUAUGUGACUUCUGCAAUACAACGUUUUACACCAACGAUUCCUUUGAGGUGCACUCGUUAGAGCAUAAACAGAAACGGCACAUACACCAGCAUUAUAUGACCGUAGCCGUCACCGCUGUCACGAAGAUAUAUAUCUGCAAGGUGUGUACAACUCUGUGUCACACUCUGAAGCAAUUUGAAGAACACUGGGCGAGUCAUGGUAUCCUGCAGGAGGAAUAUAUAUGUUCUCUUUGUCAGAAACAGUAUCACACUUUUGAUCUUUUCAAACAGCAUGCAAUCACACAUAAGAACGCUGACGAGAAGCAGCAAGAACCGAUCUUGUGCAAGGUGAUUUAUCGGGACGCUAACGACGAGAACUCCAAAACGAAUAAUCCGCAGGAAGACGUCGUCAUGGGCAGUAACAAUUUACCUCAGAUGAAUUUGAAUGGCCUGCAGGGAAAAGAAUGCACAAGCAACGAAUCGUACAUCGAUCUGGAAGUACCAUCAGCAGCUAAUAAUCACCAACCCGCGAGAGUCGAAGCGAUGCCUCGAAGCGAUUUGUUAGCACAUAAGGAUACGCAAGAUGUAAGGAAGGCUGUGGACGUUCCAGAGAAAAUCUCUUUGACAAAUGCCAUGACAGUUGCACAGUCAAAACAAGCGGUAACAAACACGACAGACGAUCGUACAGGAAGUGAGGCGGCGAGCAAGAAUGCUGAAGAGAAUAUUGAAGAAUUGGAAGAGGAGGGUGAUCUGGUAAUAGAGAUGUCAGAAAGCGAAAAAGGUUCAGUAUCAGGUGAGAGUAGGCAGAAAACCGAUAGUGCACAAAAAAGUGCUACGACGUCGGAUUCUACUACAGUUGCUGAUGAAGGACAAUGUCCCAGCGACAUGACACCGUCCAAUACCUCUGCGAAAACUUGUAACGAUGCGAGUCCGAGCUCGGAGGCUAACUUAACAUCUACAAGAUCCGUAAUUGAAUUGAAUAGCAUGUCGAAGAAUGAUAAGACAUCUGUCGCCGAUAAAAAUACUGCGAGUACAACGACAACGACACCGACACAAAUCAACUGCACAAACGAGACGAACAGCACAAGCAGUAUAACGGCUUCAAACAUCAAUUUGGAAGCAAGCCAACCUAAAGAACUGUUGCCAAAGAAUGUUAUGAGUUCGGUGCCCAAGUCCUUCCUGAGAGUGAAAUCCUUAGCGGAGUUAAUGAGCGUUUCUCCGAAACAGUGUGAGAAUGACCAAACAUCUUCCGCCAAGAAACCGCAAACGGCGCUGUUGAAGCCGCAGUUUGAUCCGUCGAUGCAUGCAGCAUCACCAGCAAUCCAGAAUCAGCCAGUAAUAAUCGCCAAUGUACCUCCUGUACCCAUUCGUCCGCGUCUACCUACUCAAAUGUUCGGCCAGGCGAACCGUCAACAAUAUCAAAUGAUCAGCAUAAAACCGAUAAAUAUUGUCAAUUCCAAUCAAGCAACCAAUAUAACAAAAGCAAACGAGUCUCAAUAUAACAUGACAUGGAUACCGCCAAGUAAUUCUACUGUGCAGCCGCAAUUACAAUCACAACAGAUAUUGCAGCCGUUUCAACAGAUGUCACCGCUAACGCCACUCCACCAACAACAAAAUUUACCGUCUUAUGUCAACCAACCGAACAUAAUGAUUCAACCUAUUCAGCAGCAGUUUCAACAACUGCAGCAGUUCCAACAAUUACAACAGCAGAAGCAACAGCAUUUGCAACAACAACAGAAGCCACAAUUUCAACAACAACAGAAGCAGCAAGUGCAACAACAGCAGCAGCAGCAGCAGCAGCAGAGGACAAAUAUGGCAACUGUCAGAUCGUUUAUGCCAACAAACAUGCAUCAUGCGCCCAUAACAUCGCUACCAGUGUACUACCAGCAGCAACAAAACCAACAAUUGAUAGAUGUUUGCAACAAAGUUCUGUUUGAUCAUUGUAUGUCCAAAGAAUACGUGCCUUACCAGUUGUCGACGAACAACAACGUGCCAGCAAAUCUGAUUAACAGUGUCCCACCCGCUGGUGUGAUGAGGCAAGUAUCGCAGAAUCCGAAGCGCUAUGCUUGCGUGUACUGUCCCGGUUUCGAGUGCAACUCGGUGCAAGAAUUUAUGUCACACGAGCGUUCGCCGAAGCAUGAGGCUCGUAGUCAUUACAACAGUGUAUCUUAUGUGUCUCGGUAAACUGUAAUUGAUGUUUGCAUUCCAUAGGAACGAGAACAAUCUCAACAGAUGAAUCCGCUCAUUAUUCGCCUACAUUGUUCGCAAGUUGUUUUCGCAAAACGGCAUGGAAGAAUCUAUAGGAUCAAUUUCUUCGACGAAGAUAAAUUUUGUUCUAUGUUAAUGAAACAAAAAAAUCGAAAGCACUAGGCGAUUGUUUCGUACGUACAUUUCUGAUCAAUUAUUUCGACAGAAAGAUUUAGAUAAGAAUAUUCAUAGAUCUGUCUGAACGGUUACUUUUAUUUAUAGUAAAGUAAAGUUUAAUCUCCAUUUUAAGACAAGGGUUCUAGAAACGUUGAGACAGUUGAGUCAAAUGUGAAUUGAAUAAAAGUAGUCUCGAACAGAAAUGCAAAAAUAAAUGAAAAAUAAACUAAAAAGGAAUACUCUUGUUUGUCUUUAAAACGGCCCGAUUUUCAACAAUUCAAUUAAUUAUUAUAAUUACAUUGUUAUACUAUAACUGAAGAUCUUGUGUACAUACUAUUAUGUUUGUCCUAUUAUUGAGGAGCAUGAGCAAUGAAUUUUCAAAUGUUUAUACAGAAAUAAAUAUUAAUUUUUAUUUUUGUAUACAGUUAUUUAACAUAUGAUUAUCAUGAUAUUUAACGUACAUAGUUGAGUACGAAUCAUCUAAUGAUACGUGUAUCGUUUUGUAUGAAUACUGGCGAAUUAAUGACUGAUUCGUUAUACGAGUCCAUAUUUAACGAUAUCGUUAGAUUAUCGAAAUGAUUAACUAUUUAAAUAUAUCUUAUAUCAGGAAUAUAGUUUAUAAAAUACUGUUUAUUAAAAUUACAAUAGAAAUAUAUUUUAAACAUUGUAAUUCUUUCACACAAUAUUAUACAACUUGUUUUAGCAACAGUAUUUAAAUAGAAGUCUGAAUAUGAGAUUAACAUUUUAAGAUGGCAUUUGUAGAAUGUUAUUUCAUUAGAUUUUUAAAGAAAAUGUUUUCUAAAAUCUCUAUACACUUUUAGUUUCAAGUUAGGAAUACAUCGUUAAUUAUUAUUUUUAAUAAUUAUUUUAUAUAAGAUCCCGCUUUAUUCAUACUCGUUAUCUUCGCACAAUAGGCUUGUUUGCACAAACAAUAUUUUAGUAAUACAUUUUUAAAUCUGCAGUAUUUCUUUUACCGAAGAUGUAAUUGUAUUGAGAUUUAAGAAAUACUUCCAAAAAAUAAUUGUAAAAUUAGCAAAGUCAGUCGCUGUUUAAUAAUUAAUAAAUAAAUGCGCUUAUUUUAAAUGGUGUGCUGAUUUUAAUGUAUUUCAUAUUGUAAUUUUUAAUUGUAAAAAUUUUCGAUUUUUUUAACUGAAACAAAAUUUCAUAAAAACUCAAAAAUACAAAAAGAACUGGAUUUUAAAACUUGUUUGUCAUUAAAAUUUCCUGCAGCAUGGUUUAAUUAUUACAUACCUUUUUUAUGUACGACUUUUUAAGAAUAAAGUUACUUUCUGUGUUAUUAAAUUAUUUCUGCAUGAUGUAAUAUAUUUCAUAAAGCCCAUUUUGGACUAUGCAAUAUAUUGCGCAAGAUUUGACGCAAGUUUUAAAGCAAGAAAUAUUGCAGAAUAUCAUACACAAAUUACAAACAAAUUGCAUGUGUUUCGUAAAUUGCGCAAGAUAUUGAAAAUGUGCUCUAUUCCUAAUAAGAAAUUUUUUGUCUGCGCCAUGUGUGAGAUCUGUUUUUUCUGAACUAUUUGCAUUAAUAUAAGAAGUAUAUACAUCUAUUUGUUUUAGCUGCCUGCAUACUAGUGCAGAAAAAAUCUUGGAAAAAAACAAACGUUUGUUACUUGUUUGUUUAUGAUUAAGGUUGUGAUAAUCGCUUCGCUACUUGCCUCUGUAUUACUCAUUUUGUUAUAUAUGUUCCUAUUAAGCACGCUAUUCCAAUAUGUAACUGAUACUUUCCUCCAUGUUUUCAGUUUGUACAUAUUGCGUAUACAAGUGCAUAUUGCGCACAUUUUGCGUCAAAUAAAAUGUAUAGUAUACAACACAAUACAAUUUAACGGCAAGCAAUUCUUGCAAGAAAUUGCGUCAAGUCUAGCGCAAUAUAUUGCAUGAUCUAAAACGAGCUUAAUACAUGUCAUAUUGACACACAUGAAAGCAGAAACAACCGUUUCGAAAUCUAUAAGCUUAUAAUUAUAAUUUCAUUAUUAAUGAUUUGCAUUGUUGCGUAGACUCAUGAUUCUUAAUUGUAAUAUAUAAUAAGUGAGCAAAAUCAUAAAAAAAUAUUGAAAAUAUGGAUGCUGAAAAAAUGAAAAAAUGUCUGUAUAACUGUUUUGUACAGUCCGAUUUAAUAUUCGGUAGAGAAUGCAACCAUGAUUUAUGUUAUUGCAUCUCCACAAUAAUGUUACACAAAGUUGCGCUAAUUAUUAUUAAUUUUUUUUUUAUAAUAACUCUAAGUGUAAUAUGCGAUUAUAAAUAUUACAUAUUCUUUAUACGAACUUGUUAUAAUAUAACUUGUUAUACUGACUUUAUAUCUACAAGAUGAAACAGAGUUGUCAGAAAUAAUGACUGUUUUAAUAGCAAGGGAGCGAGUCACAAAAGCGUUCAUGCCCUCGAUUAUUUUCGACUUCAAAUUAAUAUUAAUGUAUAAUAGAGCUUAAAAGAGCUUUGAAAGUCGACAAUUGAGGACGAGCGAAUACUUUCAUAGCCUGCUGUACUGUACAUACAUAUAUAUAAUGUAAUAUUAUCUAAUUCUUUCCUUUAUGCCGUACAUGUAAAUAGAAUAUUGGAGGAAUAUAAGCAAAAUUAUAUUGGACAACUGAUUGUAUCUUCAUGAUGAUGAAGUUCCCAAGUUUGAAGAAAAAAUAUCGAUUGGAGUACGUAUUACAUGCAAAAAUAUAUCCAGUAUAACAAAUUUUGGAUUCUGUGGCAGUCUCUCCUUACGUUCUAAAGAUGUUACAUUAUAAGAGAGAUAUGUACGAAGUAAUGUAUUUUAUAGUAAUUCGAAGCAACUUAUGAGGGUAUAACGAGUUAUUACAGGAUACGAUUGUAAUAUAUACUUGUGCUUUUGAAUAAAUGUUAUUCUUGC
Molecule: messenger RNA, 9683 nt
Organism: Ooceraea biroi (clonal raider ant)
Lineage: Eukaryota; Metazoa; Arthropoda; Insecta; Hymenoptera; Formicidae
Biological process (GO): regulation of transcription by RNA polymerase II
Cellular component (GO): nucleus
Molecular function (GO): DNA-binding transcription factor activity, RNA polymerase II-specific; RNA polymerase II transcription regulatory region sequence-specific DNA binding
Source: RefSeq, a predicted model, not a curated record